GUUGCGAUUGCGGGUAUACCCUGUUAAUGCUAGAGGUGUUCCGACUGCAGAUUAACUUCCCUCGCUGGCCUUGUAGAUGAAAUAUACCAGGAGGAAUCGAGACCAAGAAUGGCAGGAACAGUACCUUUGGCAAGUGAUAAUGUCAUUCCAGAGACCAAAGAUGAUAGGAUGGAAAAUCACGUUCUUGAGGGGAUGGUAAACUCCAGCCCACAACGUGAGGGAGAGGUGGUAAACUCCAGUCCACAACCUGAUGGAGGGGUGGUAGAGUCCUGCCCACAACGUGAGGGAGUGGUGGUAGAGUCCUGCCCACAAUGUGAGGGAGUGAUGGUAGGGUCCAGAAUGGCAGGGACAGUACCUUUGGUAAGUGACAAUGUCAUUCCAGAGACCAAAGAUGAUAGGAUGGAAAAUCAAGUUCAUGAAGGGAUGGUAGACUCCAGCCCACAACGUGAGGGAGAGGUGGUAAACUCCAGUCCACAACCUGAUGGAGGGGUGGUAGAGUCCUGCCCACAACGUGAGGGAGUGGUGGUAGAGUCCUGCCCACAACCACAUGAGGGAAUGGAUCAAGACCAUAGACACGAUACGACAAAUCUGGAAAGGUUUGAUGUUUGGACGAUACCCAUAGCUGGAAUUGCAACCACUUCCAUAACCGGAAUUUCGCAAAGUACCAACCUAGUUGAUGACCCGCCAGAGAACACAGUUUGUUUGGAAGAAGCAGACAAUUCUGUACAUCCAAAUCCUACCAGUGAUGUUCCUAAUGAUCCAGCCAGCAGCAUUGCUUUUGAAACAAAGAUGUCUUCUUGUCAAAGCAGUGAUAGGAAUGAUAUAGAAUGGCGCUUUGUAGGCUUGAUUAUAUUGAUGGCUUUAUAUUCUGUAAAGCUGCAAGACGGUUUACAUCAAGUUCCCUCUAAUGAUUUACAAGAUCCCUGGAGAAGGUGUGCAACGAUGGCUGAUAGUACCACAAAUCAUCAGAAUCUAUCUUCUGUGGACCCGCCAUUAAUGCUUAUGAAAUUACCACGAACUGACUUCAUAAUACAAGAGGAGGGCAUCAGACGAGGAGCUGAUGUCCAGUUCACCAAUGAUACACUGAGAUGUGAGGCUCGGCCAUGUCCAGACGAGGAAGCAGUAUUGCUCUCAGAUAUCUUCCAGCCAACUUCUGUGAAUGGAACAAACAAUGAGGAAAGCUACAUAAAUAUUAUGUUGAGGCAAGAAAGAAGUCAUUCUCAGAAUCAUCCCAAUGUUAUCCCUAUCAGCGAUCACAAUUAUACGACCAGCUCGACUGACAUGGAUCCAGAUAGCGAUGAAGCAACAUCAUCAGAGGGUGAGGAACUGCAGUCAAACAUUACAACCCGACCACCUGAAAGCCGACCUCAAGGUGUUCCUCAUGGUGGAAGGCUAGAUCCAUUGACACGGUUAAACAACACAUGCAACUUGGACCAGUUAGUUAACGGCCAGUACCUUAUAUGCCUGUUCCGACCCAUUCGAAAUCUGUUGGAAGACAGAGCACAAAGAUUCCCGGAAACAUAUGGACAUCUCUGGCACGCUCUGCAUCUGUGUGAGGCAGGCCAAUUUGCAGCAGCAAAAUUCUACCUGGCGCCCCUGUAUGACAUGUACACUGAAGAAGGAACUAGGGUGAUGCCACUCAUCAAGGGACAGCUGCGACAUUUCUUUUCGACUUCAUGCCAAAAGUGUGGAUAUUGUCAGGAUAGACCAGAAAUCAUUCUAGGCAGAUAUAAUCGGAUUGGAGGGUUCCAGGAACCCUUAAGAGCCGCUUUUUCACGUCAAGAUGGAACAUGCAUUCAGCAGGGGUGCCAAGGUCGGACAACCGCUGAAGUCAGAUUUGAAUGUGGGACCCCGCCACUGAUAAUUGCUGUCAAUCUCUACUAUUUACGUCGCUUCAUUCCUAAUUCACAAUCCGUUGAUUUUACUGAGAUUGUGGAGCUAUUUGGAGAAAGGUACAUGAUGUUCCUCUUCACCCUCGUUCGACCUGAUUCCUCGGAAAAUGGACCCGGUCAUUACAUGUCCUAUGUCUUCAGGCCGGAUGGGGGUGGAGAAGUUGACAGUGAUGGGAUACCAGUAGGAAAUUGGAACUGGUAUCCUAAUAAUGAAAAUGGAGACCUAGUGCCCUUGACACCUGGGCAAGCAGACCUCGAGGGAACCAUUCCAAGCUAUGUUUACUUCAUCCUGGUUCCUCCGUCCUCCUCUGGAGGGGCCACUUCUUCUGGUCGGGGAGAAAAGUGUCCAAAAAAGGAGGGAGAAGACAAUGAGGAGUAGCUAUAUACUGUAUAUGACCUAAUAAGGGUGCAGGGUGCGGAUAAUCCACACUGGGGGCGCCCUUAUUAAGAUUCAUUAUUCUGAAGUUUUAAGAAACAGACUAUACCUUAUAGCAGAAUACCCAAGGCUGUGGGAAUGGUAAAACAUUCAGUUGUAAGAAUAUUCCAGAUGAAGAUAUCUAUUCAUUUUCAUAUAUUAAGAUUAAACAUGACUUGAAUAUUCUUGUAAACUUGUAAACCAUGCCAGCUGUUCUUUAGGAUAGAGAAUGUAUGUUCCACUAUUUAUGUUCAAAUGGAAUGCUUUUGUGUUCUAUUUAUAUAUAGACAUAGGUGAUUUCCCAGAUCAUAUCUGACAUCGUUUUCUUUGACCUAAUAAUUGAUUUACAAUGUCUUUUACUAGCUUUCUGUUCUGACCAACAGUUAGUUCUGCUGUUUUUGUGGUGUAUCAAUCUUUUGAUUGGUAAAGAUUAGGCUAAUUGUCUUUCAAGUAUAUUGUUGGCCAAAGUAUGAGCAUGUAUCAAAAAGGUCAAGAAUCCAAUAUGGCCGCCAUGACGUCAUUCCUAAAAUGUUUUAAAUGACCAUAACUCAAAAAGUAUUUAAGAUACAAAGGUAAUGUUAUAAUAUUAUGGUACAUUGGUUCUGGGACUAACUUUUAUAACAUUACAAGUUUAAAGCCAGAGGUCAAAUAAAAAAGCUCGGUAAGGGUCAAGUUUGUCUAUUUUUAGAAAAUCUUCAUUUUUUUAAGAUUUUUGAUCGAUGUGAUAUGUCACUAGAAGGAUUUUGAUGUCUUUAGUUUUUUGGGAACAUUUGCCGUUAACGCGGUACGCCAUUUUGAAUAUUUAUUGUUCUUUAGGGUAUGCCCACAACUCACAUUUUAAGUUUCUUCUUAUAUUCUAUCAAUGCGAUUCAGCACAAACUUUGACAAAAUGACAAUGAGAUAAUACUGACUAAAUCUUGUUAUCAUAGGGACAGUCCGAAAUCUAAUAUGGCCACCAUGACGUCAUGUAUUAAAAAGUUUUAAAUGGCCAUAACUAAAAAAGGAUGUAUUCUACAGAGGUCAUGUUAUUAUGUUAUUAUAGAUAAUGCCUGGUGCAAACAUUUACCAGAAAAAGUUUUCAGGUCAAAGGUCAAAUAAAAAAGUAAUUUGUCUAUUUUUAGAAAAUCUUCAUUUUUCAAUCUUUUUCCAAAAUUCUUUUGAAGUAUGACGUA
This is a messenger RNA of Pecten maximus, 3479 nucleotides long. RefSeq lists its product as uncharacterized. Lineage: Eukaryota; Metazoa; Mollusca; Bivalvia; Pectinida; Pectinidae. Bases 109 to 2271 code for a protein of 720 amino acids. The transcript has 7 exons. The record is from RefSeq and is a predicted model, not a curated record.